This is a messenger RNA of Effrenium voratum, 987 nucleotides long. The record is from the annotation of a GenBank genome assembly. Lineage: Eukaryota; Dinophyceae; Suessiales; Symbiodiniaceae.
AUGCUUCUGGAAGACGAAACAGGCGCUGUUCUGGGAGCGGUUCCGGCUUACCUGAAAAGCCAUUCUCAGGGAGAAUACGUCUUCGACCACAGCUGGGCGGAUGCCUUCUACCGUGCCGGCGGCGACUAUUAUCCCAAACUCCAGAUUUCGGUCCCUUUCACCCCUGCGACGGGCCGCAGGUUUCUGAUCGGACCCGGGAUCAACCGGGAAGCCGGUCUGCAAGCGCUUGCCGCAGGCCUUGUACAGGUUUGCCAGCGCACUGGCGCCUCGUCGGUCCAUGCCACCUUCCUGACAAAGGGAGAAUGGGACGGUCUGGGCGAUCUGGGUUAUCUCCAGCGAACCGAUCAGCAGUUUCACUGGGAAAAUCACGGCUAUGAAAGUUUCGACGAAUUUCUGACCGAUCUUGCCUCAAGAAAACGGAAGGCUAUCAAGAAGGAGCGGCGCGAGGCGCUUUGUGCCGACGGCAUAGAGGUGGAGUGGGUAACCGGACCGGAUCUCACCGAAGCUCAUUGGGACGCGUUUUACGGUUUUUACAUGGACACGGGUUCCCGCAAAUGGGGACGGCCGUAUCUCAACCGGAACUUCUUUUCCCUGAUCAAUGAGAGACUUGCGGAGCGAACGCUGCUGAUUCUGGCCAAGCGACACGGGCGCUAUAUCGCGGGCGCUCUCAAUUUCAUCGGUUCGGAAACACUGUUCGGCCGUCACUGGGGAUGUUGUGAAGACCAUCCCUUUCUGCAUUUCGAGCUCUGCUACUAUCAGGCCAUCGAUUUCGCAAUUGCCAACGGAUUGAAACGUGUCGAAGCCGGGGCGCAGGGUGCCCACAAACUUGCGCGCGGAUAUCUGCCGGCAACGACCUACUCCGCCCACUGGAUCGCGCAUGAAGGGCUGCAUCAGGCUGUCGCUGACUACCUGGAACAGGAACGUUUCGCAGUGGAGCGCGAAAACGAGGCGCUUGCAGACCAGGCGCCCUUCAAGAAAGGUGACUGA